UCAUCUGCACAACAAAGCAAUAGCCUAACAAGACAAUUUUUCCAAUCAGCGGGAAGAGCAGCACUGAGGAGACAUAGGAUGGUGUUACACUAGUAGAGGUUUUCCUGGAACAGGUGGGUCUUGAAGCAUCUCUGGAAGGUGGAGUGGGAAUCUGAUGGCCAUGUGUGCUUCAGCAGCUCGUUCCACCGUCGGGGGAACCACACAUGAGGAACGUCUGGAGUGAGGCUUCUCAUGUGAUGGAGGGAGCUCUAUGUAGCAUUGGGAUGCUCAGAGGUGCUGUAAAGGGGGGGGGGGGACUUAGGAGAAUUUCAAGGGCCCCAGAUUGACAGGGGCCCUAAAAAAUUUGGAACAUGAUUGGAUUGGUCUGGAUUGGGGGGUGCAAUAUGAUAUGGGGGCCCAAAAUCUCUAGCAGUGCUCCUGGGUAUACUGACCAAAGAGGGCGAAGUGACACUUGGGUCUUAGGAGCCUCUUGAUGUAGUUGGAUGCCUGAUCUAUCAGUUUUAUUUUGAUUUCAAUUGUUGCUGCCUGAUUUUGCUUAGCUAUAUAACCUUUUUUUGUCUGAUCCUUUUCUACUCUAAUGCUCAUCUCAUCUCUUUUUUCCUGAAUUAUCUGUAUAAUUUAGAUCACGUAUAAUCAGACAGAGAUUGGCAUCUGUCCACAUGUCAUUCAUUUUUAGAAUACUGGAGCUGCAGUUAUCUAAAUAAAACACACUCCCUUCCCCUGUAAAAUGUAAGUAAACAUCAAUGCAGGCAAUGAAGCUGUGCGGUUGGGGAGGGAAGGGGGUACUAUAUAUAUAUACACAAACAGAUACAAGCAAAUGAAUGGUUGUAUGCACAUGAAAUUUUACUGUUUCCUUACUCUAAGUGAAAUUCUGUGAAGAGAAAAAAUUGCUGUAACAUUUGAGUCACUGCUUGUUCAAUUAACUCAAUAUGUGUAACUGUAGGUGCGAUUGUGAGCGUGGACUUCAACUGAGGCGUGAAGCGCGCGCCUGUGUAUUUGGUUCCCUUAGAGGUGGGAUAAAAGGGGCCGUUUAAUCACCUUUUAACAUAUACAUGCCAAAUUUUUACCAACAUGGUUACAUAAUUGGAAACGGGUAAAACCCAUGAAGACUACGCCACUUGAAGAUAUGCGGGGAAAGACGCGCGUCUUCGUUGUUGCUAAUUGUUUCUCGGGAUCAGAAUCCACAUCCUGUAAUUAAGUAACCCCCCCACCCUUCGUUUUGUAUCUUGUCUGCAACACAGACGCGCUUGACGGCUCGCUAUAUUGGAGCGACGGCUUCUUAAAUGCGUAGGGCUGGCAGAAGAGCAGGAAAGGGCAGAUGUCACUAAUUGCAUUUCUUUAGCAGCGCAGGCAAGCGCGAUGUGGCCUCCAGUGAGAGUCAUUUACGGGGCGGGGAAGCUCUUAAGAUGAAGGCAAACUUUAGCGCAGGUGUUCAGACCUUUUUAAAUCGCUAGCCACCCAAGGUGCAGGGAAAAUCCCAACAGUUGAUGCACAUAUUUAAAAAGGAAAACACACUUUAAUACGUCCGACUGUUUCGUAUAGUACUUGCCAAAUUAUGUAGCGGUACAAUUUUCGCUUUUACGUUCACCUAAACCGUGUUUAGCUAUUAAAAUUGUAAGUAGAUAAGUUAAAUGUAAAUUUUUGUUUCAAUGACAGGACAGUAACGAUUAAAGCGGCAUUGUGAUACAAUAGGGGGCGACACUAAUCGGCGCAAAUCGCGUCGAUGCACCUUAUCAAUGUUAUAAAUGGUUUUAUGCACAUAUGGCAGUGUAAAUAGGCUACAUUAAUCAUCUUUACAAAACAUAAAUGUAUUUUUUUCAGAUUUAAAGCAGGGAUUCCCAGUUUUAAAUAUGUAUUUUCUAAUAUGACUCUGCCAGCAGUAAGUCAUCUAUUUGGUUACAUAUUUAAUCUUUGAAUAGCAAAACGAUUUCUUCCUGUUUAACCAGUAUACUAUAGAGCAGUUUUCGGUUAUUGUACUAUUAUAUAAUCAUUAUUUAUUAAACUGCUUAAGACGGUGAUAAAGCAUGCUUCUAUUUCUUAUCUGAAAGUUAAAACUUUCGACCCUUUUAAGAUCUAAGAAUGACCCGACAUAAUAGGGGCUCCACGCUGCAGUACAAUAGGCUGCACUGCGCUCCCGUUUCCUCUCAGCACGCAUCGCCGAUAAUCCGGCGCCCAGCUCAAAGGAUCCCCCUUUUUUCUUGUUGUUUGAUCGGAACCAUCAACCUCGUCUAAUUCGGGCUAAUCUCCGUGGGGUGUCAGUGAUCCGAUCAUCCCGUGUUAUCUCGGCAUAGCUCCUCUAUAAUGGGGACAUUAUCCUCUCCAUUUUCAUAGUUAUCUGUGCAUGUUACAGAUGUUGAACAUAACAGUGCCGAUCAGUGGGCACAGGUUUACCAAGGGUCAAGUUAGCUUGGCCAUUCUUCUGACUAAGCUAUGAAUUAUUUUCUCUACCAGAUAUAACAGAGUUUAUUUUGAGUGCUAUUUUCAGUCUUCCCUGAACCUGCCUAAUACAAAACAAACAUUACAUAAACAAGCAAUUUUUAUUAAGACUGGGGAAAACAGGAUUUCAAGACAAACACCAAUGUUAAGUAAAAAGUACCCAAAAUAAGGAAAAGCGUUAAAUAAAAAUAUUGUAUCCAUUAAUCUUUAACAUACAAAAGAAAAUAUUGCAAAAUACAGUGUAUACCAUUCGUGCAAUUUUACUAGCCGUGCAAUAUGUGUAAUUAUAUGAUAUAAGAAUAAAAAAUAACAAAAGUUGUUUAAUAAAAUUAUAUUGACCAAGAAUAUAGUCGUAGAAUUUGCUUUAUUAAAUCUGCCCCCGUUCUUCCCAUUAAAAUUUACGUCACACUUAUUAGAAUAUACAUUGCGAAACAGGAGGCGUGGUCUCUAGGGUCUCGACAUAAAGCUCUCCCGAGGGACCCUCAUUCCAGUGGAUUGCUGGAAAAUUGACUCACUUUACAGGACAAUGUCUGCCGCGACGCCUGACGAAAGAAGCGGAAGGAUUUUUUCCAAACCACUAAUGGAGAAGCGCCGGAGAGAUCGCAUCAACAACAGUCUGGAGACUCUGAGACUCUUACUUUUAAAGAGUACAGGCGAUGAGAAACUCCAGAACCCCAAAGUAGGUAAGGCUGAGAUCCUUGAGAGUGUGGUUCACUUUCUGAAGAUGAGACAGUCAGUGUGGCCUGAACCCCAAAUGACAUGCGGAGGAAGAAGAGGCCAGCAGACUGAGGAAGAAGUCAGGGUCUCCUGCGGACACUAUCAGGACCACAGGAGGUGCAUGAAGACAUGCCUGCUGAAAGUAGGCCGCUUCAUUACAAACAGGAGCCACAAGCUGUUGGUCACCAUGGAGUGCGACAGGGACGGCCUGUUCCAGGGACCUCCAGUGCAACCUUCAACACAUUUCUCCCUGACGGCGCCCCCUACAGUCGCUCCUGUCCCCCAUGACCCUGCAUUGGCGGUGGCCUUUGGCUCAGGCUGCCAAAUGCCCUCCCAGCACCUGGGGCCAGCUGCCUGGGUGCCCCCCACAGGCUCAGCAGUGCAGAGACAGGCCCUGCAGAGACUGAGCCAGGGGGCUGAUGAUGGCGGUGACAUGAAGCCCGUUCCAGAGACACAUGGGGCCCUUGGCAGUGCAGUGUGGAGACCAUGGCCACAGUAGCAAAGAAAACACAUUCCUCAUAUUCCGGAUUACACCAGCUGGUUUACAAAUGUUUUAUCCGUCCGCCCAUCCAUCCAUCCAUCCAUCCAUCCAAACACCCACCCAUCCAAUCAACCAUCAACCAAUUUAUUUUCUAAAUCGAUCAUCUGUGUGGGAGUUGUGUGCAUUUUUUAUACGUGAAAAAAUGUAUGUAUACAUGCAUGGAUAGCC
Molecule: messenger RNA, 3862 nt
Organism: Paramormyrops kingsleyae
Lineage: Eukaryota; Metazoa; Chordata; Actinopteri; Osteoglossiformes; Mormyridae
Source: RefSeq, a predicted model, not a curated record